UAUCAUUUGAGAUUUUAGCGCCUGUUCCUUGCUGUUUCGUUCACCGCACAACCUGUCCAGAUUAAGGGAGCGGAUGAAUGAAUGGCUGCUGGUUGACGCAGGAGCAGUUUCUGCUGUUGCCUCCAUCACAGCUUUUGCGUUUGAACCAGAGAACAAGGGCGAAUGAGGAGAUACAUCACCGCCCCUUCGUGCUUGGUUCGCUGGUCUGAUGUGUGAUUUCGCAGCCAACCAGCGCGAAAUAUCCGCAGACUCGACGGUAUCCAUGUUGACUUCAAUUCCAAACAACCCAGAGGGUACAAAAAGCUAACACCUCCGCCUCUUCCGCGCAACGACCUUCUGUCCUGCGCAGCUGAUAUCUCUGUUUUUGGACGGCUUCUGCGCAAGCAUUGCAGGAUCCUGUCCCCUCUUCCCCUUAAUCACUGCCAAUCUGUCAUGAAGUUUUGGCAAAACUGGUCGCAAACCAACACUGUACCCCCGCAGAAGCUCCAUCUCUCGUUGGCCCUGGGAUUUCAUCAACAGGACAUGUUUGAUCGGCAGUAUUUGCCAACGGAUUUGGCUGUUUUCUCUGGCUCCACAGAGUCCGUAAUUGAUAGGCCGUGUCGGGAUCAGGAAGCCCUUCAUAAUUGUAGAAGAUACAGACAAUGACAAGCGCAAUACGAACUAGCCGUAUCCUAGAUUCCCAUCCUAUGUAAAAUAAUAUGAGUAAGCUAUCAAAACAAGCCGCUGAUGUCCGCCGCUCCCUUUUGACUAAGGGAGCAUGCACCGCCACAUACCCGCCCAAGUGGCUGAUGGAUGGCUAGUGACUCAGCCACACCCCUCUCAACUCCGCAAAACAAGCUCCGAAUUCGAGAAAGGAUCCAAUAUCUGAUCACAAACAGGCUAUCAUCGCUCGCUGCGCACCAACCAGCACACAAGUCGCAUUACCAUUCACUCUCCAAGAGCACAGUUCCCGCAAUCCGGAAUAACUGGAGCCACCCCCCUUCCCCAUUCCCCCUUCGCCUGGCCAUCCCGCAUAUCCUUCCCUCUCGAUCGCUCUUCCGUCCCCGAAUCCCGCUUCAGUCGCAAAUAGGAAACAGACGGGCGGGGAAAAUAUGCCUCGACUGGUUACUACGGUGAAAAUGGUGGGCGCAGGAGCGCUGCUCUGCAUUGGCGGGCCUCUCCUCGUCGAGUACGUGCGGCCAACAGAGGAGGAGCUGUUCCAGAAAUUCAGCCCGGAACUCCAAAAACGGAACCUUGAAACGCGUGAGCAGAGACAGAAGGACUUCGACACCUUUGUGACGCAGUUAAAGACGCAUGCGAAGUCUCAUAAAUCCAUCUGGCACGCCAUGAAGGAAAACGAAGCCACGAGCCGGAGACAACUGGACAUGCGACGAAAGGAGGAACAGGAAGAAGCGGAAAGGCAAAAGGCCCAGAUCAGAAAGGAACUUGCCGAAGGAUCGUAGCUGGGCUCGUUUUAUUAUUUACUCCGCCUCCCUUCUUCCCCCGGACGCCUCAAAAACGAUUUACGUCCGCUUUUUUUUUGAGUUUUGUGGACUGUUGACGUUGUCCAUCGUGUAUCAUAUCACCACCUCACACCACCUAAUUAUUGGCACAACAAUUGAGCCUGGUUCACCAGGCAAGAAAGGGACUCCUUUCUUCAUCAUCACCAGACCCCGUUCUUGAUGAGAUGGGAGAGUUUUGCAUCGCGUGGGAAAAACUACUUAAAGGAGUUAUGGAGUUUU
Messenger RNA from Blastomyces gilchristii SLH14081, 1721 nucleotides. Its product is annotated as assembly factor CBP4. The coding region runs from base 1092 to 1442 and encodes 116 amino acids. Gene Ontology annotation, cellular component: mitochondrial membrane. NCBI's taxonomy places the organism in Eukaryota, Fungi, Ascomycota, Eurotiomycetes, Onygenales, Ajellomycetaceae. Gene Ontology annotation, biological process: mitochondrial respiratory chain complex III assembly. The record is from RefSeq and is a predicted model, not a curated record. The transcript has 4 exons.